Messenger RNA from Wasmannia auropunctata (little fire ant), 902 nucleotides. RefSeq lists its product as uncharacterized. The record is from RefSeq and is a predicted model, not a curated record. NCBI's taxonomy places the organism in Eukaryota, Metazoa, Arthropoda, Insecta, Hymenoptera, Formicidae. The transcript is spliced from 4 exons. The coding region runs from base 1 to 768 and encodes 255 amino acids.
AUGUGUCUUGUUGCAACGUUCCUCAUAUCUCUAUUCCUAAAUAUACCUUUUAAUUCGGCUCAACUGCUGAGUAAUUGGCCGUCGAUUCAAAAGUUUCAAGACCGCCAUUCCGAGGAAGAUCUCUUGGAUGUCUUUUUGAAUCCGACAUCGAUUAUCUCAAACGAUCGUACGACGAUCGCCAAUAUCCUCGCUCUAGAUUUUAAAACGGAAGAUAUAAAUUACGAGCUUUACACCAAAGACAAUAAGAAGCAACGUGUUUCUCUACGAGUAGGCGAUGCCACCCAACUGAAGGAUUCGCCAUUUAAUCCUGAAUGGCCAAUCAAGAUUAUUAUUCUGCUCUGCAUAGUCUUCUCCAAAGACUUCAGCAGUUGUUCCACGAGAGCCCAUUCCCUGCAUGCCGCUAGGCCCAGCAGCCUCUGGGCUUCUUCUCUGACGGUCGCGCUCAUGGAGCCGGGUUUACUUCCGGGCUGCGACGGUUCUCCCGUGGUCGCACCGCCAUUGCUUCCCGUCGAGACUGAACCAUCAUCUUCCUUAUCGUCCGACGGGCUGUCCUCUUUGCUGGAGAGAUUAUUCUUGCCGUUCUCGCCUCCCGGUGGCUUCUCCCUGUUACUGCUCAUGCUAUUUUACGUGUUUCAAUACCUUGGUAAAUGCGCCGAUAAUAAUUCGAGCAUCGCUACUAUGGUCGAAUUUAUCAACACUGACGAGCAAGGCAUAUUUUAUCUACAAACCAAUGCACAACAACCGUUUGGAAAGGGCAAGAUAAUAUAAACAACCAUGGAAAUAGACUUCUGUAUGUCUACACUUAUAACAUCUAUAUAUAUGUAUGUAUUUCAUUAUAAUUAGCGAUAUACAUAUAUCUUAAGGAAACGUACAAACGUAGAAAGUACUUUAUUUAUGUGAUA